Molecule: messenger RNA, 5804 nt
Organism: Periophthalmus magnuspinnatus
Lineage: Eukaryota; Metazoa; Chordata; Actinopteri; Gobiiformes; Gobiidae
Exons: 3
Coding region: 938-4921 (1327 amino acids)
Source: RefSeq, a predicted model, not a curated record
CAGCCGGUUCGCUAAAACUGACCCCUGCAGUACUAUUACCCGGAACCAACCCGCUCCCAGCUUGGACCUAGCCAGGAAACGACCAUUUUAUCACAACUACCACCUAGCCAGAGUGCAGAAGCCUGCAUAACCAACCGAGGGGGGACACCAACGGGGCGGAGAGCACAGAGCAGCCAGCCGAGGAGGAGAAAACCAAAGGGGAAAACGCACAGGGCGACGCUAGCCGAAACAAAGACGCGCGUCUGGAUGGUUUUACGCACAGUUUUGGAACCGGACCGACGCGCGUAGCUGCAGACAAUGGACGUACGCGAGAAAACCAGCGGAAAUGUUGUGUGUAGCGAGCAGUGAGAAGCCGAAAAAAGAGGAGUCGAGCCAGGCCUGCCUCUGUGUUUUUCCAUGGAUGAAGAGGGAAAGGCCCCCGCUGUCAGACUGCACGAUCCCCGCAGACAUGGCACACUCCCCCCGCCACGCGUUCAUAUGCUCACCGCGGAAUGCCUGAGCUUUUUUCUCCUCAAAUACUCCAAUAAUAAGAGAUUCUGUGGGUAAAAGUAUUGACGUUUUCGGCCGUGGAGACUUCACUUCUGUCCAACUUUAGCAAGACACGGACCCGCGUAGCUGCAGGCUCCUGUGACCGGACUCCAUGAAUAAACAGAGGACAAAGGAAUGAAGAGAUCCAUUGAACUUUUUGGGAACGCUAAAUCUGAUUUGACCAAAAGCUGCACAUGGAACUCUUAAAUGCAACACUACAGACUCACAAUAGACUAUUUAUGAACAGUUUAAAAACCCAACAGCUGCUCUUGAGGCCUUUCUUAUCGACCAAAUAGAAAUACUGCAGAUAUUUCUAUGAAAACCAAGAGCUUGUCCUGUUAGUUGAAUAAGGGCUUACAGUGAGAGUGUUGGGUCGCUGAGCCUGGGGACACUGCAGCGUCAGAGGGAGAUGUUCCAGUUCAGUAAGUACCCCAUGGACAUUUUAGAGAUGCUGAGUGGACACCAAGCCCAUCAGUUCAAAGGCCUGGGGCUGGACCGGCAGCUCGGCCACCAGCAGCAGGUCCAGCUGCCGCACCAGGGGCAGCUCCAGGGGCAGCACCCGCCCUCCACGGAGCCGUCCGGGAGUCUGCUGUCCGGGCUGGGCCUUAGCUCUCUACAAUCCCCCCGCACCAACGCCUUCGCAGACUCUUCAUCUCUCUUUGCCAAAAUGGGCGCCCCUCCUCCCCCCAUCUCCCACCAGAGUCAGACCUCCUCUUCCUCCACCCACAGCUCAAGGAAGUCCAACAAAAUGAGCAGUACCAGCGGGACGGGCACCACCUCUGCGGGGUACCCUCAGUUUCUUCGCCCCUUCCACCCUGCAGAGGCGCUGGCCCAGGAGCAGCUUCACUCGGGCAUGGGGCGCUUUGACUUUGGGGGAGGGAGCGGUGUUACACCUGCCCCUCCUCCUCCACCUCUUCAUCCAGGGCUACCUGUCCCUCAGCCUUCCCCUGGACCUCCCACCUCCUCCCCUUCUCCCUCCACCUCUGUCUCAGUGUCCAAUAACCCCUCAGGCAGCACCGCUGUGCCCCUAGUGGGCCAGUCAGACCCCCGUAGCCUUCAUCAGCAGUUCAGCUGCAUGCUCGCUGCUAACCAGUACUUCCUGUCAGGUGUCCCGACCAACAGCAGCCUGGAGCAGUUCUUGGUGCAGCAAGGCACCCAUAAUCCUCUGGGGCUGGGUCUCAGUCAGAGCUCAGAGUCAAACUCUGGCCUGGCUCCACCUCCUCCUCUGCACACGUCUCAUGCACACAGUGCUGCUCAACCUCAGCAGCAGCAACUUGCCCCUCACGCCUUAACGCACAGCCACACGCACCACCCUCACCCCCUGCACCCCGCCCCACAGCCCGCUCCUCUGGGGGGCUUCGACUUCCAAGGCAUUCCUGUCCUGUCCUCAAACCAGAUAGCCUCACUCAUGCAGCAAGAAGCCGGGAUCCCACUAUCUCUCCCGCUACACCUUUCCCUCUCCAAAGAGGAGGCAGCAAAGUCUGGGGACGGCCAGUCAACAGCAUCCUCUAGUGGAGGAAGUCGGAGGAAAAAGGCUAUGGCAGGAUAUCUGCCUCAGAGGAAGGCGGAGAGCCACAGUCACAACAGUAACAGUAUGAACUGUCACGAGAGCAGCUCCAGUGGUCACAGCCAGAGCUCCUCUGGGCUGGUGGGAGGGGCAGGUCCCGGGAUUAUUGACCCCCAGCACACCUCUCUCCUAUCUCCCUCUUCAUCGACUACUGUCUCCUCCUCUUCCUCCAUCCCCUCUUCCUCUGCCUCCUCAUCUUCACACGUAGCCAAUGGUAGCCACCAGAUGUCCAAAUCCAGAGAAAGCCAAAACAGCUCUUCGGGGCAGCCAGAGCCUGAACCGCUUUACCACUGCGGUGAAUGUGGUAAAACCUUUACUCACCUCUCCAGCCUGAGGCGGCACCUUCGUAGCCACGGCCUCACGCCCGAAAGCCAAAGCAGGAAGUCGGACUGUACCUCCCCCAGCCCCGAGAGGAUCUUCUGCUGUGGAGAGUGUGGGAAGAGGUUCAAAAAGAGGGGCCACUUGAUCCAGCACAGUGUCACUCACUCAGAAAACAGGCCUUUUGUCUGCAGCAUCUGCCAGAAGUCCUUUAACCGCAGAGAGUCUCUGACCCGCCACGAGAAGAUCCACGAUGAGAAGCCCUUCAGGUGCCCUGCGUGUGGCCGCUGCUUCAGGGAGAGCACGUCUCUGCUGAACCACGCUGCCUCUGGGGCCUGUGGGAAACCUCCACGCAGUUCCAAAGCCAAGAGCUCCGAACUCAGCCGCUCCAGCCAGCCCAAUCCGAGCAGCAUUAAGAUGGAGGGAGGCGAUAGAAUAGGGAUCUCUAAUGAACCCAUGAGCAUGGCCAAUGGCAAAUAUGCCACAGAUUAUCCCAGGGGGCGCUAUCAGAACCAGUCCUACAGCAGCACUGUUGAGGAAUACAACAGGUCUCAGUCCUCACUGUACUCUGAAAGUUCAUUGGGGACAGACAUGUCCAACCAGACUCUCCGAAAAGCCCCUUUAGCUCCCACACUCCACCCCCACCCCCAGAGCCAACAGCCUCAGCAGCACCACCACCAUCCGCCCCCCCAGGCUCCCCCUCCCCCACAGCCCCACCUGCCUCUGUCCUCUCUGCUAGACGACUCCGAGGAUGAGGUCACCAGCAGCGCCAUGUCGGCCAUAGCGGCUGCUGCGGCCGCCUCCUGUGACAUGAAUGGAGAGGGCCGCGAGGGCGAGAGGAGGGACAUCAUCGGGGGUCUGCUUGGGGGGCUGGGCUUUGGAAACAUAGGAGGACCAUCCUCUACAGUGACACUAAACGGAGCCACCAUGCCUUUAACCCACCCCAGCCAGCCCCAGGUCAAACCAAGGAGGCCCAGGAAACCCAGAGAGAAAAGGGAACCUGGAUCUCUGGUGCGGAGGAGACGCAGUCCUCUGCCUCCUAGUGACAACAGCGACCGGCCAUACGGUUGCCAGGUCUGCGGCAAAUGCUUCAGGAGAGCAGAGACUCUGCGCCGGCACCACCGCAUCCACACCGGAGAGAAGCCCCACACCUGUGAGGUCUGUGGAAAGAACUUCAGAGAGCCCUUCCACCUCACCAAGCACUUGACCGUGCACUCCGGUGUCAAGAACUACAAGUGCAACCUGUGCGGAAAGCUGUUUGCCUACGCACAAAGCCUGGUCCGCCACGGCAAGUUGCACCGAAGAGGAGAGAUCGACUCUCAGGGCCGACGCAUUAAAGGCGCAGCCUCUUUAAAUAAAGUGAACUCUGAAAACUCAGACUACUACUCCUCCUGCUCACAAGAAGAAAAGUCCCCCACCACUGGCACGCCCACUCAGCGCAUCUACACCUGCACUGUGUGCUGGAAGUCCUUCAGACAUUACUUCCACCUGACGGCUCACACUCAGACUGUGCACGGAGGAGGGGUGGGUCUGGAGAAGAACUAUCGCUGUGAAGUCUGUGGAAAAGCCUUUGCUUACUCCAACAGCCUGGUGCGCCACAAACAGUCCCAACAUGGCAUGGACCGCAGCGGCCAGAAGGUCACCCAGCCUCAGCCUCAGCACACUGGGUACUCCCCCUUGUACUACGACUCAGGCUCAGGGCACCCUUAUGCUGGGACGUCCCACAUGCAACCAGACCCCUCCCCUCAACAGCAUCAGCAGCAUCAUCAGCAGCCCCAAACCCAGCCCCUGCAGCACCCCUUCCACUACCACCCAAAAGACUUUCAGAGCCAACACGCACCAAGCUUAAAGCGGCGAAAGAAGAGGCGCGUGGUUAUUCACAGCAUCAUGAGGGACGGGAAGCUGGUGGGCGUGCCCCUGAGUAAAGAGACCAGGAGGAAGCUGCUGCUACUGAGGAGGAGGAGAGGGAGGCUCCAGGCGCAGAUCAAUAGGAGGAAGCUGUUGGCCCAGCUCAGGGUCAGAGGCAACCUGCUCAAAGUGAAGUCCUGGAGAGGAGGCGCUGUCAAAGUGUCUGGACUCAGCUCUUUGACUGUGUCCCUGAAACGCUUCCCCUGCCCCAUGUGCCCCUCCAGCACCUUCACUAAACAGGGACUGCUGCGGCUACACUAUGUGACACGACACCCACCCCGAAGUGGCUCGUCGCGCCUGCGCUGUUCGGUCUGUGGGCGACGCUCUCGCUCUCUGCUCAGAGGUCUGAAACACCGCGGAGCACACCUUAGACAGGCCUCUUUCCAGUGCCUCAAAUGUCAGCACUCUUUCUGGAGCCCCAAGCUCCUGGUUCGACACAAGUACUGCUGCCGCGGGGCCACUGCAGUAACAGCACCUGUCCACUGGGGGCUCAUGAACCUAAAAACCUCCCCCCCUCAUCACCAGGACACAGAGCACCUGUCUGUACCGCAGCUCAUCCCUCCUGACAGGGCAGCUCUGCUCUCAGACUACACUCAAUGAUGUUUUAGACUUUAGUUUUGGUCUUUUAUCAUUACAGAGGCCAGAGCUAAUAGUGCUCUGCUGGUGGACACGGGCUGGUUUAGUAAACCUUGUUAACCUUAAGCGUGUUGGUGGCUGUAGUUAGCUUGGACUUUAAAAGGCCUAUAAUCAAACCCACCUUCACACCUGUGACCUCUGAAGAGGUGCAGAACUUUCAGUAGCAGCUAUCACAAAUUCUUUAUUUCUUUUACACGUAGUAUUAAUACUACGUUGACUUAUACGUAGUAUUUACACAGUAUUUAUUCUUGAAAAGCCCACUGUAGACCUGAGAUUCAUUUUUAUUUGUUACAUAAUUUACAGAAUCAUUUUAUUUUGUUCCAAAUUUCCAGUUUUCUUUACUUUUUUCAUAAAUGGAAGCUCUUCCUAGUUAAUAAUGACACCUUUGCCCAAUCCUGAUCUGACAGUCAACAAUGACUUUAAUUUGUGAAGUGACUCAAAAAUCCUGAGCUCGAGACUGAAAACCCGGGAGAAAGUUUUCGUAUUGCACAAUAAAACUCGACUAAAACUGUUAAGUCUUCAGGAUGUAAAUGGACUCCACAGAUGACAGUGUACUGUAUAAUUCAUAAUAUAUUUUACUGUGUCCUGAUCGAUGUUUUUUACACAUGAGUUCUUGUACUGUUCUGGUCCAGGGUUUGUAUUUGGGAGGGCUGUGUAUCUGUGAUAUUUUCUGUACUUUUGUAAUGAUGUGUUCACAUAGUUUAUACUUAGGUCCUGUCCACGUGUUGUUCUUUUUCCUGUUAAACUAAAAACAUGUAAUAUUAUCACUAAAGUACUAUUCAUUUUCUCUACAUAAAGUGAGUUGUUGAACGCUAAAAUCAAAUAAAAAGCUCAAGAGUUUACACAA